Molecule: messenger RNA, 574 nt
Organism: Nelumbo nucifera (sacred lotus)
Lineage: Eukaryota; Viridiplantae; Streptophyta; Magnoliopsida; Proteales; Nelumbonaceae
Gene: OHP
Product: one helix protein
Source: RefSeq, a predicted model, not a curated record
AGAAAGCAAUGGUUCCAGUCGAUUGUGGAAACAGAAAAAUAUGGCUACAAUUUUACCGUCGUCUCUCCUCCCAACGAGAGCCCUGAGUGCUGCUCUCCCAACCCAUCAUCGACCUCUCCUCAAUUCUUCUGGUCCACAAGCCAAAACUCGAAGGUCCUUCUCUUUCAGAGUCCGAGCAGCAAAGCUUCCUCCUGGUGUAGAAGUGCCAAAGGUAGAGCCCAAAUUCCAAUCUCCUUUCCUGGGAUUCACAAAGACUGCAGAGAUAUGGAAUUCUAGAGCUUGUAUGAUCGGCCUUAUUGGGACCUUCAUAGUAGAGCUAAUAUUAAACAAGGGGAUACUUCAAGUCAUUGGAGUGGACGUGGGGAAAGGACUUGAUCUUCCUCUAUGAGUAUAUUUACAUGUAUUCUUUACAUACUAGGGGUUUGUACUUGAAAUAUAACUCUGUUCUUCCAUCAUUCUGUAAUUGGGCAUUUGCUUCCUAAGCGGAGUACUCUAGAAAUUAAGAUGAGCGCCUUCUCAACCCAAAUGCAAGGUCUCAAUGCAACAGCCAAAACUGGAACUGCAGCAUUUAAUC